Molecule: messenger RNA, 2080 nt
Organism: Vitis vinifera (wine grape)
Lineage: Eukaryota; Viridiplantae; Streptophyta; Magnoliopsida; Vitales; Vitaceae
Product: putative pectinesterase/pectinesterase inhibitor 45
Exons: 3
Coding region: 205-1998 (597 amino acids)
Biological process (GO): cell wall modification
Molecular function (GO): pectinesterase inhibitor activity; pectinesterase activity
Source: RefSeq, a predicted model, not a curated record
AAUUCAGAAAAGAAAUAGUAAUAAUAAUAGUAGUAGUAGUCAUAAGACGACCACAAGAAGAAGAAGAGGAGGAGGAGGAGGAGGAGGGGGAAAGAAGAAGAACGUCCUGAUUAUUUGUUUCUGGUAAUCCUUUCUCUCUCUGCCUUAGCUUGAAUCUAAGGCAGAGAGAUCUUUGCCUUAGAUAUACAUAUAAAUAGCACAAACAUGGCAUUUCAGGAUUUUGGCCAUUUGUCAGAACGGCGGCGAAUUGAAAGGCAACAAAGGUUCAAAAAGAGGAUUUACAUUGGUGCUGUUUCAGCGGUUGUGGUCAUUCUUCUAGUUGCUGUUGGGGUGUUUGCUGCCGUCACUAGAUCUGAUGAUCAUGGCAAUGAUAAUGGUAAUGGUAAUGGCCAAAAGACCGCAGCUGCAGUUAAACCUCAAAAGCAGGUGUCCCACAAUGACAAGGCCAUAAAAACCAUAUGUUCCGCUACAGAUUACAAGCAGACAUGCGAGAAUAGCCUCUCAAAGCUGUCACGCUCCAACAGUACAUUGUCUCAACCCAAAGAUCUACUCAAGGUUGCAAUUUCAGCUGCCUCCGAUGGACUCCAAAAGGCCUUUGGUAAAACCGUGACGUUCAAGUUUGACACUCCAGAAGAGAAAGAUGCUUAUGAAGAUUGUAAGGUACUGAUGCAGAAUGCCAAAGAAGAAUUAGAGGCUUCAAUAUCCCAAGUUUCUGCUUCAAACAAGCUCUCCUCAGUCACCCAAGAGUUGAACAAUUGGCUAAGUGCUGUCAUGUCUUACCAAGCGACCUGCAUUGAUGGGUUCCCUGAAGGACCAUUGAAAACCAAUAUGGAGAAAACUUUCAAGUCUGCAAAGGAACUCACCAGCAAUGCCCUGGCCAUUGUAUCGAAGGUUACUUCAAUCCUUUCAUCAUUCGACUUAACAGGUGCCAACCGUCACCUUCUAGCACAGGAAUCCAGUGGGCCGUCUUUGGCCAACAACGGCCUUCCUAUCUGGAUGACCCGAGAGGAUCGCAGGGUGUUGAAGCCUAAGGAAUCCAAUCUCACACCCAAUGCGGUUGUGGCAAAGGAUGGCAGUGGAAAUUUCACUACCAUUUCUGCUGCACUUGCAGCCAUGCCACCCAAAUACCCAGGACGGUAUGUAAUUUACGUUAAAGAAGGAGUUUAUGACGAGACCGUGACAGUGGAAAGGAAGAUGCAGAAUGUCACCAUGUAUGGUGAAGGAUCAAGGAAGACAAUCGUCACAGGAAACAAAAAUUUCGUAGAUGGGGUUAGGACUUUCCAAACGGCAAGUUUCGUGGCUCUAGGAGAUGGUUUCGUGGCUGUUUCCAUGGGAUUCAGAAACACAGCGGGGCCAGAAAAGCAUCAGGCAGUGGCUAUCAGAGUCCAAUCGGAUCGCUCAAUUUUCCUCAACUGCCGUAUGGACGGGUACCAAGACACGGUCUAUGCACAAACCCAUCGCCAGUUUUUCCGGGGCUGUGUCAUCACUGGCACCAUUGACUUCAUAUUCGGAGACGCUUCAGCCAUCUUUCAGAACUGCUUGAUCACCGUCAGGAAGCCCUUGGACAACCAACAAAACAUCGUCACAGCCCAGGGAAGGACAGACAAACGUGAAACCACCGGAAUUGUGCUGCAGAACUGCCGCAUAUUGCCAGACCAGGACUUGAUCCCGACGAAGACCCAGGUCAAGAGUUACCUUGGGAGACCCUGGAAGGAGUUCUCCAGAACCAUUGUGAUGGAAUCAACCAUUGAGGAUCUCAUACAACCCCAGGGAUGGUUACCUUGGGAAGGCAACUUUGCCCUCUCCACCCUCUACUACGCUGAAUACAACAACAAAGGACCUGGUGCUGCACUCAGCGCCAGGGUGAAGUGGCCUGGUUACAAGGUCAUUGAAAAAGAGGAGGCCGUGAAAUACACAGUGGGGCCUUUCAUACAAGGGGAUGAUUGGUUGAAGGCCGACUAUGGCAUUAGCCUUCCUGUUCAUUUCGGCUUAUAUUAACUAAUCUUGCUCAAGUUGAUUGAGUACCAAUUUUAGAAUUAAGUGUGGUGGAGAGGCAGAAUGAAAUGAUUUUUUCAGCAGC